CGGAAGCGGAACACGAACAACAGAUUUUCAACCAAAUUUUCCUAGACUAAGUUGAAGAUCACUUCGUUAGUCUUUCGACUUACGUAUCAGCGACCACAGGAGAGAUUUCGACUUUUUACAAUCCCUACGCUGCAGCAAGUUGAGUUUUCAAGCAGAACAAGAUAGGACACGCGUAGCACUAGUACUAGCUAUCUGCAUAUUUCGACAUAAAGGUUCGUAUACACAUGCUCUCCACCCUCACCGUUUUUCUCUUGCGACGGACUACAUCUAUGCGAACGCAUCUGCAACGAUUCGUUUCUGCGCAAGCCUUUGCUGCAUCGACGACUAGCUUCUUCAGUACAUCAACUCCUUUAACAGUAAGGAUGGCAGCAGGAGCGGAGCACACAGGAGGUGCAACUGCGUCACCGACAGACGACGCAGUACAGGCACAGGCUAGUGUGAAUCUUCAAGGGGUAGAGAAAGAAGGAGAACAGUUAUCUUUACCUGCUCCUGGUUAUGGCACCACAUCAGAAGACCACCAUGCUGGAACCCCUGAAGAGGAAAAGAAGCAGGUCUUGGAAGUCAACGGAGAACGGGUUACUCUAGACGCAUUAGGACCCAUCAUCCUGAACGAGGAUGGGAGUAUGGCUAGAAUAACGAAUUGGCAUGAAAUGAUGGAGCACGAGCAAAAGAAUACAUUGCGUGUCAUCGCACGUCGCAACGCCAAGAGAAGGGAAGCUCUAUUGAAGAAAAUGGAGGAAGAAAAAGCCAGACAAGGCUCUUCACCUGUUGAAUCAACAGAGAUGAAUUCUGGGAUUAAAAAUGAACUGUAGCAUAGCAUGUGGUGCGCCACAUACAACGACAGAGAUGCAACAGAUGAAAUUAAGAAUAAUACACUAGAGCCCGACCGCGACCCCGAAGAACCCUUAAAACCGAACCUAAUAAAAU
Messenger RNA from Amoebophrya sp. A25, 927 nucleotides. The record is from the annotation of a GenBank genome assembly. Lineage: Eukaryota; Dinophyceae; Syndiniales; Amoebophryaceae.